This is a messenger RNA of Penicillium antarcticum, 528 nucleotides long. RefSeq lists its product as uncharacterized. Lineage: Eukaryota; Fungi; Ascomycota; Eurotiomycetes; Eurotiales; Aspergillaceae. The record is from RefSeq and is a predicted model, not a curated record. The coding region runs from base 1 to 528 and encodes 175 amino acids. The transcript has a single exon.
AUGGACUAUUUUCCGGUGUGGAAGCAGCGGCCACUGGCUAUUUCUAGACUGCGCAAUCACAUAACAGAGUAUCCGAAGAUCAUUGAACGCGUCAAAGCAGGCGAUAUCCUCCUUGAUGCUGGUUGCGCGUUCGUUUAUGCCCUACGACAGUUGGCCGUUGACGGCGCCCCUGCUGCGAACUUGAUUUGCACCAAGGAUUUCUCGAUCUGGGAUAUGAACUCUUUCGAGUCAAUGGAAAGGUUUGAAGCGUGCUUUAUCGCGGGUGACUUGUCGAACCCUGACACUGUACUUUCCGGGAUAGCUGGCAAGGUCGAUAUCGUCCAUGCCGCGGCUAUAUUCCACCUUUGUGUAUGGGAUGAUCAGGUUAAGGUCGGAGUACAAUUUUCUGUACUUUUCAGGCCGGAUGCAAAUGCUACCGUCGUUGACAGACAGAUUGCGGACCUUGAGCCUUUGGAUCCAGUCGAUCAGGCGAUUCAGGACCUUUGUUGGUAUCGGCAUAACAUGAGGACGUGGCAGCAGUUAAAAUGA